ACGAAAUAGUUUCAUCAGGAACUCCCUGAACGAAUCAAUGCGAAACGCGUGACUGUCUACUAAAAAGUCCGGCUUUUCUAACUAUUGCAAAGCAACGCUAAUCAGGAAUUAUUGAUUCGAGCCAAAUUUGCGACGUUCACCCUCACUCCUAAAUGCUACCAAAUGAAGGCCACUCUAUUUAAGCUGGUCACGCCGUGCGUCGUUUCUAGUCCGUUAUAUAGCCAUGAGUUGCCCCCUACUGAAGCCACGCUAAGUCAAUUGUUUCGUCUAAAGCAACAGAAUAUUAUUCGGACGCAUUUCGCUCAAGACGUCCAUAUUAUAAGACGUCUCGUUGUAAUAGCAGGGUUUUGCACGUUGCGUUUUUUGUCUCUGCUCGCAUUCAAGCACGUCAAACGUGACUUGCCCGUGUGGCAACGUGAAUGGACUUCAAGGAAACUCGUGAUAUAACCUAUGUCGUACCAACCUUGAAAAUUGCGUUGGCCUGCCUAACUGUGUUGAUAGUUACGUGCAACGAAAAUACGAAAUUGGAUAGAGAAUUAAAAUAAAUCCACUAACGAUGAUCUCAAGAAGGCCUAUGCUCCUAUUAAUGGCCAUAUUUUGGUCAAGUCAACAGUUUGUUGCAGCUCAGCUCAAUUCGUUUGGCCUGGGGCAAUUUGGUAAUCAACACCUCAGCACGGGCCCUUUCGGAGGUUCCACAGGGCCAUACGGUGACUUCGAGGAAGGCGCUUUCAGCCAAUUUCAAAGGGUAUCGGCAAACGGACCUCAAUUUAACCUAAAUUCGCUAAUGGGAUAUGGGAUACCCCCAGGCGUUAACUUCGGUUCUCAAGCACGGGCAGAAGGCUUCGACUCACAGGGAAAUUACGCCCCAGGAGGAUUCGGCGCCGGACAAAGCUUCUCAACGGCAGCUCAAAGCAAUUUUCCUCAAGAGUUCUCAAAUCAAAAUGGCCAGUUUGGCCAAGAUGUAGUGGGUCAGCAAGGUCAUCAGAUUAGUCAGGCCGAACUUAACCAUGCUCAGCUUGGUGCGACAGGACAGUUCAGCCAGGACCAAGCAGCUCUACAGCCUCAAGUCGACCGCCUUCAACAAGGAGGACACGGUCCACAAACUGGGUUUUCACGUAUUCAUAACCAUGGUCCCGAACCCGUGCAAGAUUUAGCCCAAGUGAGUGUGGGCCAACACGGACGAGGAGACGGAUAUAACCAGGGUGCUGCCGUUCUUGGCCAGCCAGGCCAACCUGUUCUCAGACCAAGCCAACAACGGAACGUUCCUCUACCAGGACAUAUCAGUGGUACAAGGCAUUUAUCCGAACAACACGACCAGCAGGCUCAGCAACUGCCUCAUCAUCAACAACAUCCCCAAGAACAACACGGCAGCUCAGGACACAACACGCACGCUGUCCAGCAUUUAGCGUCUCAAUCUCGUGAUCACCAGGGGGGUCAUCCAAGCGAGGGUGUGGGUACCCACGGAAUCCACAAUAGAGGCCACGAGCAAGCUAACGGUGAAACCCUUCAAGGCAAAGCCCUCCUUCAAAAUCAUCACCAACAAACCGACGGCACUAGACAGUACAACAAGGUUAACUACAAUGAUGUUUCGCAAUAUACUCAACAGUACGAUGGCCAACAGUUAGGCCUCCAGGUUCCGCCACAAUAUCAACAGCAAGUACUAGCCGGCGUUCAGCACAAAGAUGGCGGAAAAGGCGGUCACGGCACAGCAGCAGCUUCAACCCACCCCACAUUACAGGGGAUACCCCUCGAAGCUUUCGCCCAGUAUCAAGACGAACAGCUGGGGAAGAGAACCUUUCAAAAGCAUGAUAGUGAACAACGGAGUGCUCGCCACGAUGAUCAAUUGAGCUAUCUAGUUGGUCAACAAGAGGCUCACCAACAGCGUUAAGAAUCUCCGUGUGCAAAUAAACGAUAUUAUCAUUAUUACGUAUGAAACCGAGGAACGUGUUAAUUUUGACGCUAUCUAUAUAGUAUA
Molecule: messenger RNA, 1975 nt
Organism: Varroa destructor (honeybee mite)
Lineage: Eukaryota; Metazoa; Arthropoda; Arachnida; Mesostigmata; Varroidae
Source: RefSeq, a predicted model, not a curated record